AUGAUCGCUUCUGUCCAGAUUCUGCUCUUCUCGGGAGUUCUCGCUUCUGUGGCGGCUUCUCCUACUGCUGAUCGGAUCGCUCUCGCCCCAACCGUCAUAAAUGAACGUGGCCAGGGUUUGUUGGUGAGCGACGCUCUGCCGACUACGAAAACUGGCAUCGACAUCACCCCUGCGAUUUCCCUGUCACAGCAAGCUGCUCAAAAGACGCGUGUGUUUGGCGGUCCGGCCCGAGCCGCACCGGGAGGCUCCGCUGCGGCGGAUGAUCUGUUCGGCGGGGAGGACUUUUCGCCUCCCCCCAUGAAUGUGGCAGCUGCUCCGGCUCGGCACAACGGCGUCCAUUUUCUGGAGUGCCAUGCUGUCGACGGCAAGAUCGAAUGCGCUGGACAAGGCGCUGGGGCCAGGCAGCCCUUUUUUCGGGGAGGCAUUGACCCGAUGGAAGUUCACGAGAUCUUGCAGUCCAGAACCGUGGGUCCUGCCGACUAUGAUGAGGAGCGGCCAGAUCUCGUCACCCUGCAGCGGUUCAUAUCCUCCGCGAACGGCUCUAACUCGCCUCUUCUGGAAGACCCCGUUCAAGUCUGCUUGGCUCGAAGAAAACCAACCUACACUUGCCAGCUCCUUCACGAAUUCGCAGCCACCUCCGUGAUUGUUGAGGAAUCUAGCAACCUAGUGUGUGAAGAGCGGGCCCCUUUGACAAUCGCGGAAAAGAACAAAAUUAACGAGGCCGUGAAAGGAAAAACAUCUCAGAUCGGCGUUGGACAAUCACCCCGUCCCCCCGCCCGCACGAAUGCGUCCCCUUCGGGGUCAGGUGCACCAGCGCAAGGCUCCUCGCCGAGUCAAGGGAUCUUCGCCGAAUUGGAAGGCACCCAGGAGGCUCCGACGGAGAAUGAAGAAGAUGGGCGAGGGGCACAAGAUCGAACGCCGGAUGAAGAAUACCAGCGACCGCCGCCAUACAACCCUGACGCGACCGACUCCGGGGUCCCGCAAGCAGUCCAAGACGCUUAUGAGGAAGCUCGACCUCUCCAGGAAGCUACGAUUGACAAAUUUAGGCGAGACGCCUCUGCGGCGGCGGCGGCUGCCGAUCAAUUUGCGCAGGUCUCGGCGUACAAUGCAAUGCAGUCUGCAUUGACGAAGAUUUCUGCUGGAUACCAUCUUCGUGCUGGCUGCCACGUCAUCUUGAGCGCGUGCAAGCGCCUCGUCGAAGCGGUAGCGGCAAAUCCGCCCGGUCCGGGCACUGUCCUUCCACUCGAUGAGCUUCGGACGCAGCUGCUUGCAACCUUGACGCAAGACUUUGCGCUGGCGCAAGCUUUCCUCGACUACGCGAUGAACAUCGUCCACAGUGCGGUUGAAACGCUGACGCCUCAGAUGGUUGCCAACGCGCUCCUCGAACUGUCCGGAGUCGAAGAGCUGAUCAAUCACACCGCGAGAGUCAAAUCGCGACUUGCUUCACGUGGCCAAGAUUCGGACGCAAACGUCAGGAAAGAAAUUGUCCGAGAAUCCUUCAGGCAACUCAAAAUGGAACUCUUCCAGGAAAUCGUCGCAAAAGUCUGUCAAGUUAUGGACAACCCCAACGCCUACAUACAGACAGUCCCUGUCAUCGUUGGCCAGUCGCCCAUGGCGCCGCUGCGCACAGGAGGCCAUCUCGGAGCGGACUACAUCCUGCACUUGAGAAACGACCUCUGCGACGUCACUGCCAGCGACGCCCAAAUUUUCCCAUCGGCCCCCGCAGACGAAGGCCUCAAGGAUUUCCCGAGACACAACUUGGGGGAGCGACUCUUAGGGUGGAUGGACAUCAUGGCACGAACGAAAACCGCCAGGAAGGAAGUCUUCAAGAUUAUUGAUUUCUCGGAUAGUCGAGAAGUUCUGCUCUUCGCUUCGGAAGCUUGGAAAGCACAAUACGCGUCCCUGCAAGCGCCAGCCGCGCCUGCCCCGAGCUUCUAUGGUAUCACCAGCAGCGGAUGCCGCAAUGUGAACGAAAUAAUGAAGUCUCGGUACUUCGAUAUGUAUAUCCACCACUCCGCCUUCAUGAAACUGCAGAGGCACGGAAACGACAACUCGCGGCAACGAUUCUUGCACAAAGUGGCGUUGCUCCAAAACGACGGGAUCGUCCCGCAGCUUCCUCUGGAAUACGACUACGAGCUUAUGGAGCUCACUGCAGCGAUGCAGCAGAGCUUCGUUGCAGCGCCCAAAGGCAUUUUGACCAGGAGAAAGGCACGCCAUUCGCCGUACGGCUACCUGGACCUGUGCAACGUGGCGUGCUAUCAGAAAGUCGACAGGCUUCACAACGACGUUAUGACGAACGUUUUCUUCUCUUUGGACACCACACUCAUGAAGCUCGUUGGAAAGAUACACAGGGCAUACGGAAUUGGGAAAGCCUUCUUCCAACUUGGAGCCAGAGACCAGCAAAUCGCGGACCCGAAUCUCGGCAUGUGGGCACGCCGGCUCUACGAGCACUGGCAGUCUCACAAUGAAGUCAAGGCGAUGAAGGGCGAAAAACCCGUUAAAGUCGACUACAAAAACCUGCGUCGCGGCGAAUUCACCUUCGACACGAUUCGAAUGCGAGAUGCCCUCCUCCGGUACGGCAACAUGUUGAAAGCCGAUCCGAUAACCCGGGAUGUCAUGAACCUCGUCGUGCACACGUGGAUCCACAUACGAGGAAUUCGGAAUGCGGCCAAAGGCUUCAAGAACUCGAACAAACUCAAGGAAUCGAUUGGCGAGUCUGCCAUCGGAGCCAUCUUCUCGAAAUUGUGGUAUGAAAACGACUCCGUUGUCGCAAAGCACCAGGAACUGAAGCCGUUCGGCGCGCCUCUCGCUUCCAUGGCUCUUCAGAUUGGUUUCUUCCUUCACACAAUCGUUGAGGAGUACAAGAUGUCCAUUUUAGAGAAGGCCGGAGCUCAGAUCAAGUCGUGGUUCCUGGGUAUCUUCCAGAAAAACAAGCGCCGAACGGUCCCCCGGACGUGGAAGGCAAUCGUGGCCGCAACCACGCGGAAACCGAUAGUGAAUUUGAAGGCUUACCAGGGCGCCCUCAUGGUAAUUAAAUCGCUCGCUAAAAUGUUCCGUGAACGGUUCCUCCACAGAUUCUACAUGCAGGGACAGGGCACAAAAGUCGACUUCAACACCCCCACGCUUCUCAUCCAUGCGCUCGUCGCUCUCUGGAUGGACCCGACCCUCGACCGGCUGGACGUCUCCAGUCCCAGCAUUCCUAACGCCAAGAAGCUCUUCUGGUACUACUUAUGGGUCAACGAAAACGGCCCGUCGAACGCCGCCGCGCGAAUCGUGCUGGUGGGCUGCAAGAAGUACACGCACCUGUUCCCGGGCGUGGUCCGAAGCGUGACGACUGCCACGGGCGAAGUCGUCGAGGCGGGUUCCGACAUUUUGAAGAUUCCGGCGAUACCGCUCAAGCGAAGCGCCGUCGAGGCCUACAUGAAUCACCUCCAGGCGACGUACAAAGACCCGCUGACGGUUGUCCAGGUUGCCCUAGACUUGGCAGAGCGAUGCGAAGGGUACUCCCCAGCCAACGAGCAGGCGACGCGCAAUUCUGCGAGAGCGCAGCCCAGAGAGCAACGCAUUAGUGGACACGCCACGUUCACGCUUGGCCGGGAAGGGACUGCGGCGGGUUCGUUCGUCGAAGGAGCGGUGGAAGACGAAACGGAGGAAGAGAGCGAAAUUGACGCAGACGACUCGGACGCGCUGCAGGAUCAAGAAGGCAGCUUUGUGCAGCUCCGCAAACUGUUUAGAAGGAAAAAGAAGGCAGCCGCCGGGGACAAGCCGGCGCAAACAGACGCACAGCCUCAACCAAAAGUGCGACGGGGGAGACCAGAUGUCGAUGCCAGUGCUGUGAUCCUCGGAUCGCGAUUUGCGCUGGAUUUGUGGUGCAGCAAAUACCGCCAAAUGGUUGUCGAAAAGCUUUCGGGCAUCAAGACGAAGGACACCACCGUGAUGCAGCAGGAGAUUUCAAAGGUAUUCACGGCCGUGACAUCAAUCAAGAUUGCUCUGCCCGACUACAAAGAGUUCUGGGACUUCUCGCUCCGGUGCGACUGGAUGGACGGCUAUCCUGACCAAGACAGAAUGCGAGCAGCUCGAGCAGACAUGGUUUCGUACGCUAUGGCCAAGGCGGGCCGAGGGAAGCGGCUGAAGCGAAUGCUGCAAAAGGCCACCUCGUGGAUACGGAAGAAGGCGUUCUCGGUUGCAAAACGAUUCAAGUCCCUCAAGAGGCGAAUCAGCAACGCCAUCGGAAAGGGCAAACCUCCCAAGGCCAAAGUGCCAGACUGGGCCGUCAUCAACGUCGGGCUGGGCAGCUGGACUGGCAAGGUCUUCAGCACACAAUUGACCUUCAACGAAGAGGAGAUGUCUUGCAACGGGCCACACGAGCCCAUCCGAGUCAUGACUUGGCGGCAAAAUCGCUUCACCACCUUCUCUUCGUCGUCGACAAAUGCUGAGCGGAGCUACGUGCUCGUCGACAAGAGCGAAGAAAGCCAUUGCUGGGCAACGCGAGACGCCCUCCUCCACAAGGGUUGGACGGGCCUCCCCGUGUACCAGUAUGAAGAGCCUUCUGGGUUCUGGUUGGAGGACAUCGUCCGUGGAAACGCACCUGGAAACGGUUUCGUCGUCAACUGGGAUAACUAUCUAACUACCAACGGCAAUCUAACACUUCAAGAUAUUGAUCCCAGCGCGAGCUCGCAGAGGUUGAGCUCGUUUGCCACCAUGCGUAUCACCGACUCAAAUGGAAAGGUUAUCUACCAAGGCCCGCCCACAGGUGUCGUGCAAACUCAGGGAGGGAGAGUGACUCUCGGCAGCAUCAGAAACCUCGUGUCGGGGGUCCAGACGAGAGGCGACAACGUGGAAGUUAGAGUCAACGCUGCAGGUCCCCAGCUGACGAGUGUGUCGGAUCUCGAUGCCCGCUUCAAAGACAUCCCAGAUUUGUGA
This is a messenger RNA of Neospora caninum, 4923 nucleotides long. RefSeq lists its product as uncharacterized. The record is from RefSeq and is a predicted model, not a curated record. The coding region runs from base 1 to 4923 and encodes 1640 amino acids. The transcript is spliced from 35 exons. NCBI's taxonomy places the organism in Eukaryota, Apicomplexa, Conoidasida, Eucoccidiorida, Sarcocystidae.